Messenger RNA from Lacerta agilis (Sand lizard), 1451 nucleotides. RefSeq names its product voltage dependent anion channel 3 (gene VDAC3). Gene Ontology annotation, biological process: monoatomic anion transmembrane transport. The transcript has 11 exons. The coding region runs from base 123 to 1013 and encodes 296 amino acids. Lineage: Eukaryota; Metazoa; Chordata; Lepidosauria; Squamata; Lacertidae. Gene Ontology annotation, molecular function: voltage-gated monoatomic anion channel activity. Gene Ontology annotation, cellular component: mitochondrial outer membrane. The record is from RefSeq and is a predicted model, not a curated record.
CGGCGGCGGCGGCGGCGGCGGCCCUUGAGGUGUAUAUCAAAGAGCUAGAGGAGAUUCUUAUAGGUUCACGUUGAGAAGUAAAUGAUUUAGGAGCUAAAUUGUGAAAUAAGAAGUCUGCAACCAUGUUCGGCUGUGGUCCUGCUAGACCCCCAGACCCCAUGGCUAUCCCACCAUCCUACUGUGACCUGGGGAAAUCUGCCAGGGAUGUAUUCAACAAAGGAUAUGGGUUUGGAAUGGUCAAGUUAGAGUUGAAGACCAAGUCUUCCAGCGGAGUGCUGGAAUUUAUCACCACUGGUUCCUCCAACACAGACACAGGCAAAGCCUCAGGCAGCCUAGAGACCAAAUAUAAGUUCAAGGACUAUGGACUUACGUUCACUCAGAAAUGGAACACUGACAACACCUUGGGGACAGAACUGUCCAUGGAGAAUAAGCUGGCUGAGGGACUGAAGCUGACCCUUGAAACCAUGUUUGUACCAAACACAGGGAAGAAGAGUGGAAAGUUGAAGACAUCCUAUAAACGGGAGUAUCUAAACCUAGGUUGUAAUGUUGACAUUGACCUCGCUGGACCAACCAUCCAUGGCUGGGCUGUUCUGGGCUAUGAAGGUUGGCUUGCUGGGUAUCAGAUGGCUUUCGACACAGCCAAGUCCAAACUUUCACAAAAUAACUUUGCAUUGGGAUAUAAGGCAGCAGACUUCCAGCUGCACACAAAUGUGAAUGAUGGCACUGAAUUUGGUGGCUCCAUCUAUCAGAAGGUUAAUAACAACAUUGAAACAUCUGUCAGUCUUGCUUGGACCGCUGGCAGUAAUAACACUCGGUUUGGUAUUGCCACCAAGUACCAGUUGGAUGAUAAAGCUUCUGUCUCGGCCAAAGUCAAUAAUGCCAGCCUCAUUGGACUUGGCUACACUCAGACCUUACGACCUGGUGUGAAGUUGACUCUCUCUGCUCUGAUUGAUGGCAAGAAUUUCAGUACUGGCGGCCAUAAAAUUGGGCUGGGAUUUGAGCUGGAAGCUUAAUGUAGGUUUUAAUGAAGUAUUAGAUCUUUAUUGGGAAGAUGAAGGAGAAAACAAACCCCACAUGUUCUGGCCUUAAACUCUUCCGUGAAACUUCAAAAAGUGUGAACUUGAUAUUCUUCCAAAGAAUUGUUGUAACCCCCAACAUUGAAGUCUGGAGAGUGCAAACCUACCAUGAAGGGCAAUACUUGAAGGCAUGCAUGGAAGUUGUAAUGGUUGUGCUACAUUUCAGUUCAGUUCCUCAGUUUCUUUAAAAUGUGUUCCUCAGAAGACAGCAUAGCAUCUGGUGAAAGGAAAUAAUCUCCCACCCUUCUGUGUUCCUACAUCACAUCCUGCAUGUCCUGCACCUCACGACCUUUUGUAUAACUGGUCUCUGUGCUGUAGUGAAAGCUUUGGUUUUGCAUCAAAGUGGAAAUAAAUCAAAAUCACAUUUGGAAGUUA